UUUUCAGCUUAUAAAUUCAGCGUUUGCGCUGCCAGAAUGCGCGUCCCCUCACUCCCUCGGCUUUGUUUGUUGUGAUUUUUGGCUAAGAUGGGGGAAGAAGUGAGCGUUAACGUUUUCCGCAAUCGGAACAGUGAAAGCGACGAUCAGAACCUUGAAUUGGAUAUUUACCCUUUGAGUAGUUAUUACUUUGAAUCCAAACUUCCCAUUCCCUUCAAAGACCACUCCUUAGCCGAUCGUGUUCUCAGGAUGAAGUCCAAUUAUGCUGCCCGUGGAAUUCGAACUUGUGUGGAAGCUGUCUUAUUGGUGGAAUUGUUCAAACAUCCACAUCUGUUGCUUUUGCAAGUAAGAAAUUCCAUUUACAAACUUCCUGGUGGUCGUUUAAGGCCAGAUGAAUCAGAUACUGAUGGGUUGAGGCGUAAGCUUGUAAGGAAGCUUUCUGUUAAUGAAAAUGGGGAUGGUUCAGAAUGGGAGGUGGGUGAAUGCCUUGGAAUGUGGUGGAGACCUGAUUUUGAAGCAUUACUGUAUCCUUUCUUGCCACCUAACGUAAAACAUCCGAAGGAGUGUACAAAACUCUUCCUUGUGAAGCUUCCUGUGAGUCGAAAGUUCGUUGUGCCAAAGAACAUGAAGUUGUUAGCUGUCCCAUUGUGCCAAAUUCAUGAAAAUCACAAGACAUAUGGGCCAAUUAUAUCAGGGGUUCCACAGCUGCUGUCAAAAUUCUCUUUCAACAUGAUGGAAUCUUAAUACCUGACUGUAACCUGUUUAUCAUCUAGAGUAAAGUGAUCUCAUUUGGCAGGCAGUCAUAGUCUAUGACUAAGGUUAUGCCCCUUUGCACCUGCUCCUUAUUUGGUGUCUGGACAGGGACUUGUAUAUAUCAUGGCUUUCUAUACAAAAAAAAAUUGAUACUGUAAUGUUGAAAACUAUACAUAGUAUACAGGCAUGUAAAGUGUGAAAUUUUCUUCAGAGUAAUGGACUUGUUUGGUUCUUUCAUUUUCGCCUUUGUUUUCACUUGAUAUGAUAACACAAAAACUUGCGUUGACACCAAAUUACUAGCUUUUCUUCUAAAAUUUCUUGUAAAACAUAAGGGUAAGAUCUUCAUUAGGAACUGGGUGAGCAAGAUAACAGCUAGUCCAUCGGCAAGUAACUUGAUACCAUAUAUGUAUUCAGUAAAAUACUUUGUACUUUUGACACGGUUGGCUUGACGCAAGAUCGUGACUCAUUGAUGUAGAAUCUGUAGAACUUGCCAAGCAGCACAUGAGAUGGUAUUUGGAAUGCAAGGGUCCAGUUAUGCUAGAAUGUCAUGCUUGAGCAGCAGAUCUUGUCAUUGCCGAGAGGAGGGUCUGGACUAGUUUUGACAGGUUUUGGAGGAACCACUGAUGCUGCGAAGGAAGUAACGUUAGUAUAUUUGGCUGCCAUGGAGGCUAUUUUUGGAUCGAUCUUCUUAGAGCUGGACUGACAAGUCGCGAAGAGUUUUGUUGUAUGAUAAGUUUAUAUUUUAAUAUAUUUUAUGACUUAUAAUUUAUAUAUAUUUAUAUUAAUUAUGUU
Abrus precatorius (Indian licorice) is the source of this 1542-nucleotide messenger RNA. RefSeq names its product pre-mRNA cleavage factor Im 25 kDa subunit 1. Bases 88 to 741 code for a protein of 217 amino acids. Gene Ontology annotation, cellular component: mRNA cleavage factor complex. The transcript has 7 exons. Gene Ontology annotation, molecular function: mRNA binding. The record is from RefSeq and is a predicted model, not a curated record. NCBI's taxonomy places the organism in Eukaryota, Viridiplantae, Streptophyta, Magnoliopsida, Fabales, Fabaceae.